AUGGCUCAAAGUACAUCCGCGCCGAUUCAAAUCGCGAGUGCCCGCGUUGUACGUUUAAUUCCGCGUUCGGACAAUGAAGAAAUUAGUGUUUGGUUCACACUUGCUGAGCGCACCUUUCGGCUCACUCAAGUGACGGAAGAUGAUGAAAAAUUGUCCAUAGUGUUACAAUUUUUGACGCCAACAGACCGUCAAGCGGUGAUGGACAUAAUAGCAAGACCAGACAGCACGUACGACGAAGUGAAGGAGGCAUUAAUUAAGCGCCUGGGCACCUCCAACGAGGAGAAAAUUCAGGCCUUGCUGGAAGGUGAAUUUAUAGGCGAUCGUACACCUUCCCAGUUUCUGCGAGACCUACAGCGGAAAGGUGGUCCACUCGCCGGAGAUGCGAUCAUCAAAACGCAGUGGAUGCGUAAUUUGCCGGAAGCAACACGCCUAGUUGUAUCUGGCGCGCAGAGCGACGAUCUCGCCUACUUAGCAUCGAUGGCGGAUGGCAUACACGCAGCCACGAAGUUAUCAUGUGCGCAGCGCAGCCCAGUCCAGCUUCAAGCCAAGGAGUCAUCGUUGGCUGAAGUGGUUAACUCUUUGGCUGAGAAGGUAAAAGAACUUACGCUGCACAUGGACGAAAGAGUGAAGGAACUUUCGUUGCGCAUGGAGGAGAGGAGCGCUAUGGAAGUUCUAGCAUCGUCGUGA
Dalotia coriaria is the source of this 687-nucleotide messenger RNA. RefSeq lists its product as uncharacterized. The record is from RefSeq and is a predicted model, not a curated record. The coding region runs from base 1 to 687 and encodes 228 amino acids. The transcript has a single exon. NCBI's taxonomy places the organism in Eukaryota, Metazoa, Arthropoda, Insecta, Coleoptera, Staphylinidae.